AUGACACCAUGGUUUGUAUCCCCAUUCAAAAAAUCUGGAUAUUUCUACGGUAAAGGAGACCAGAAAGAUACCAUGGUUCAUGUACGACCCCGUUAUAGGUUUGGUUUUGAUCAAAUUAAUAAAGUAUACAAGGUUAUAUGCAUAGGAGAUAUAACUGAAGUUGAAAUGGAUGAUGAAGACGACGACCAUGACAUUGCAGAAUAUAGAGUAUGCGGUGUCUUUACAAUAGCCAGUGGAGGACGACACUGUUCGUGGAAAGAAAAAAAUGUGAGCGAAAAUCGAAGAUGUAUGGUAAAAGAAGACGGCGUACAUCUAAAUGGUUCUAUAUAUUGGACGGAUGCACCAAACUCUAUAGUGGCAUUUAAUGUCGGAAGUGAGGAGUUUGUUGAGUUUCCUAUUCCGCAGGAUUUCUUCGUUAAAGAUGAAAUGAAUGAUUAUGAUUUGAUUGAAGUUAAUGGACGUAUCGCUCUUAUAAAGAGGACAAGAAUGGACACAAUUAGGCUUUGGCAAUUGGUUGCUGAUGACAUGAAGAGGGGGAACUCAGAUUCUACUAGUAGUCAUUGGAUCGAAGAGACUAUAUUGUUUACUUCUAGUCCCUACUCGGAAAAACUUAUGAAUGAGAGGUAUGAUUUUGUAUCAAUUAGUGGGAGUAACUUGAUAAUCCUGGUGCCCAAGGAUAUAGAACAAGAAAGAGAUGAAGUCUUAAUCUAUUGUUACAAUUGGCAAAUGAAGUCUUUUCAGGAGUUUGACAUCACUGGAAUCUUGCCAAUGUUAACGCCCGAAUCUACUUACAGUAUUGCUGGUUACAUGGAGAGCCUUUCUUCACAUGUUUAG
Papaver somniferum (opium poppy) is the source of this 834-nucleotide messenger RNA. Its product is annotated as F-box/LRR-repeat protein At2g40920-like. NCBI's taxonomy places the organism in Eukaryota, Viridiplantae, Streptophyta, Magnoliopsida, Ranunculales, Papaveraceae. The record is from RefSeq and is a predicted model, not a curated record. The coding region runs from base 1 to 834 and encodes 277 amino acids. The transcript has a single exon.